AUGGAGGUUUCACUGAGGGAGAUGGGGUUGAUGGAGAAGAAGAGGAAACAGAGGCGGGUGUUCUUGCGGCGCUCGGCUGGUUCCAAGACCCCUCUGGAGGGGAAAGAGCAGAGGAUUCGGGAGAAGAAGCAACCAGAGGAGCCGGAGAACACGGCCCCUGUCCUGUAUAUCAGCCAUAUCCCCCAUGCUUCUAUGAGUACCAGAUGCAAGGUUUCUCAGUAG
Messenger RNA from Triticum turgidum subsp. durum (durum wheat), 222 nucleotides. The record is from the annotation of a GenBank genome assembly. NCBI's taxonomy places the organism in Eukaryota, Viridiplantae, Streptophyta, Magnoliopsida, Poales, Poaceae.